This is a messenger RNA of Echinops telfairi (small Madagascar hedgehog), 863 nucleotides long. RefSeq names its product TLE family member 7 (gene TLE7). Gene Ontology annotation, molecular function: transcription corepressor activity; protein binding. Gene Ontology annotation, cellular component: nucleus; transcription regulator complex. The transcript has 4 exons. Gene Ontology annotation, biological process: negative regulation of canonical Wnt signaling pathway; regulation of DNA-templated transcription. Lineage: Eukaryota; Metazoa; Chordata; Mammalia; Afrosoricida; Tenrecidae. The record is from RefSeq and is a predicted model, not a curated record. The coding region runs from base 1 to 612 and encodes 203 amino acids.
AUGGGCCAACCCCCCGUCCCAGAGGGAGCAGUUGUCACGCAGAGGCUCCCAUAUUGUGCCUGGAAGGUUGGCAGACUCUGCCAUCAAAGGGCUGUCAGUGCCAUUGCCAUCAGCUGCUCUACCCAGCAUGUGUACACAUGCGGCACCAACUACAUGAAGGUGUGGGAUAACAGUGCCCUGCGUGCUUGGAAUAAAGCCCCUGUGGACCAUCUAAGAUUGGAGGGCAAUAACAACUGUAUUUUUACCUGCAAGCUGCUCCCUGAUGAGCAGAGCCUGGUCACAGGAGGUCUGUUACAUGGCCUGAAUAUUUGGGACCUGGCACCCACACCCCGUCUCAGGACACAGCUGGCCUCGGAAGGCAGCAGGUGCUUUUCCAUAGCAAUCUCCUCCGAUGGCCACAUACUAAUGGCUUGUUUCAGUGAAUUUGUGGAAAUCUGGGAUUUGAGGAACCAAAUCUUGAUCAGGUAUGAUUUUUGUCCCAUCCCUCUCACUCCCAACCCCUUGAGUGUAGUGGAAUCAUCAGCAAUCCUGUGUUUUGAUAUGUCUUCUGACAACCAAUAUCUGAUUACGGGCUCCAAUGAUAAUGCCACUGUUUACCAGCAAUUGUUUUGAAGGUCACAUGACAAUGGCUCUGCCAGUGGAGGCCCAGGAAGGCCAGCCAUAUACAAGGAUCACCUACAGAUGCCUCACAUCUUCAACACUACCCUCUCCCUGCAGUUACUCAGCCUGCCCUCCCAGAAUUUUAUUACGUGGCUUGUGGAUUUUCCCUUUGUAAUUUUUCUACAACUGAUUUCUGGGGAUGGGAUGGAAAUACUGUGAGAGCUACUUUUUAUCAUGAAUAAACUAGCAAAGCAAAACCAAAA